CUUCGCUAUCAGAUUGCAGUUUUAGUUCUCUAUAACUACCCUUAUUCAAGGUGCUGUGACGAGUGAAUUGAACUCGACUGCCUUUGUUAAGGGCCUCGUCAUAAUGACCACUGCAAUGGAUUCACCAGGCCCCAACAAAAUGAGAGAAAUGGCAAUCACCGUCGCGUUCUGCCUCGGAUGGGCGUGUGCGUCGUCAGGGAUGAUCAUGGUCAACAAGCACAUCCUGAGUGAGCUUGAUUUCAAGUUCCCCAUUAUUCUUUGUAGCCUGGGGCAAUUCUCCUCCAGUAUCCUGGCUGCUCUGGCAAUAAACAUGGGCUGGUCAGAGCAAAACGUCACCUACCGCCCCGAUGCUUACCUCAAGUCAGUAGUUCCCAUUGGGCUCUUUGGCGCAGGCACACUCGCCACCGGCAACGCCGUUUAUAUGUAUUUGUCCGUGGCAUUCAUACAGAUGCUCAAGGCCGGAACACCGGCAACUACGAUGGUGGUGAUGGUGCUGUUUGGCCUGGAGACCGUCCGCAAGGACUUGAGUGUGGCUGUGGGAGUCAUCUGCCUGGGCUGUGCCAUGUCGGCUGUCGGCGAGUUACACUUCUCGACGAUCGGUUUUCUGCUGAUGAUGGCUUCAGAGGUGUUCGAAUCUCUGAAGUGUGUGCUGACGCAGGUGCUUCUGGAUAAGAAGUUUUCGGGACCUAUUGAGGGCCUGUACCACAUAUGCCCCAUCACAUUCGUCUGUCUGAUAGUGCUGGCAGCGCCCUUUGAGCUCGGCACGUUUGUCGAGUCCGAGGCGUACAACAUUAUGUUGGCUAGCCCUCGGUACUUCUUAUUCUCCGGUUUGGGCGGGUUCGCGUGUAACUUGUUGACAAUGGGGGUCAUUAAAAGGGCCAAUUCCUUGACUUUCAAGAUCCUGGGACAAGCCAAGAAUGUUGCUGUGGUGUGCAUGGGUGCCAUUUUCCUCGGAGAAUCCGUAACACCUAUCCAGACCGUUGCGUACAUCAUCUCGAUCGCCGGCUUCUUCCUGUAUCAGCAAGCAAUGGCGAACAAAACAGAUAAUAGCGUCCACAUCAAAGCAUCCGUGCAACUGUUGCCUCUCGCUAAAGUCGACACGGACAGGCCUUAAAGUCAGACACCCUGAUCUUACCAUAUUGGGUCGGUAUUGCAUACGCGUGGACAUACCCAUGGCGGAAUAGAGAAUACAUACCACACAACUUCCUGUGAAACGUCUCUACGUAUCGGAAGCAGGAAGCUAACUCUCAGUAAUUGUUUGAAAAAGAAUAUCGACAGGGGCAAGGGUCUUCCGCAAGUACUCGGGGUUACACUCAUUCUCUCUGUGUUGUAGGGAUUCUAUGCUAGAAAGCUCCUAGCACACACACACCUGCGCAUUUGUAUAUAUAUAUAUACUUAUGUAUGUAUGUAUGUAUGUAGAAUGAGUCUAUAUUUGUAUGUGUACGUAUGAAUGUAUGUAUUUAUAUGUAAAUAUAUCCCUGGAAGGCAAUCCUGGAACACAUUGCGUGGAUACUCAUGCUUCAGUUUGAAUUUUCGGGACGACUUCAUUUUGCGCAACAAACACCACAGUCGGGGGGUGUCAUUGUGCCACGGAAGUGGUGCGUGCGUAUGAUGUAUACCGGCUUGAGCCACCAGGAAAGUAUUAUUUAACAUAUACAGCGGCAUGGUGUUCUGAGUAAUGAGUGUUGUAUGAGAUAUCAUUGCGAAAUGAGAUAUCAUUGCGAAAUGAAGCCACAAGUAAAUUCGAAAUUCGAGAUAAAAUGAACAUGAGAGUGAAUGAUAAAAUACAACCAAAUCUGUUUGUUGCAUACUUUGCCUUUUACUAAAGCAAACUACUACCAAAUAAAUACAAUGCUGCAAUUGCGCUUGGAUACUAAUC
Sphaeroforma arctica JP610 is the source of this 1879-nucleotide messenger RNA. RefSeq lists its product as hypothetical. NCBI's taxonomy places the organism in Eukaryota, Ichthyosporea, Ichthyophonida. Bases 104 to 1114 code for a protein of 336 amino acids. Gene Ontology annotation, cellular component: endosome; trans-Golgi network; Golgi apparatus. The record is from RefSeq and is a predicted model, not a curated record. Gene Ontology annotation, molecular function: antiporter activity. The transcript is spliced from 6 exons.